CCGGCUCAGUUACGCGCUAACAGUCUCACCUGACACUCCGAACAGAGCGCUACUACACUUUUCCACGGACCACCGCACUCCGCUCUUCCGACUGGAAGACGCGUUUUUCUUCUAAGUUCGACUAGCACAGCUCGAAACUGUUGGAGGCGGCGACGUGGGCCGGGGGUGGCAGGAUGGAGGCCGGCCACAUGUACCAGGCGCAGUUCCAGCCGCAGGAGCCCUACUACGAUUGCUGGAACAACAACAACAACAACAACACAAGCCUGAAUUUGCACAACAGCAGCAGCAACGCGUCGUUCGGGUGCUGGGAGUCGGCGAGCGGCGGCUCGACGGGCGCCUCGCCGCCGACGCAGGCCUCCCUCGAGCUGAUCCGCGGCCGCAUCGUGUGCCGCGGCGGCCUGGGCAGCGGCCGCCGGCGCAGCGAGCGGCCGCCGUCGCCGACGGUGGUGAAGAAGCGGCGACUGGCGGCGAACGCGCGUGAACGCCGACGCAUGAACGGCCUGAACGAGGCGUUCGACCGGCUCAGAGAGGUCGUCCCGUCGCUCGGCAACGACCACAAGCUCUCCAAGUUCGAGACCCUGCAGAUGGCGCAAACCUACAUCUCCGCCCUGUGCGAGCUGCUGGACCGCUCCGGCGGCAGGUGACCCUCGCUGGACAUUGACAUUCAGGCCUAGUUAGACCCGUGCAAACAAUGGCGGAAAUCCGGAGUGAAAUUCUAUUUUUAGCCUAGUCUGGAUUUAAUUAUUUUAACGGAUAUUUUAGUGUGGUGAAAAAAUACUCUCUGUUAUAUUAGAGUUGCAAUUUGAUAUUAAAUUUUUGGUAAUAAGAAAAAAUGCAGCGCAGCAAAAAGGAAAAAUUUCAGGUAAUCUCUCUCGUCAGGGCUGGGCAUGGGAAUUUUUUGCAAAUUUGUUUUAUUUUGCGGCUAGUUUCUCCCGUUUUUUUUUGCAAAAAAAUUGCAGCUAUUGAUUUUUGCCUUUUCAGCUCUCUUGCCAACUUUUUAACAAAAAAAUUUAAUAAAAUUUGUUUUAGAUAUUUUUUACGAAAAAAAAACAAAUGAAAAAUACCAAAAGCUGUGGACCCCAGAUUUUCAGAUACCAUUUUAACAAAUAUGUUUUAAUGGUAAAACUGGUCAAUUUUGAGUUAUAAGCUUAAUAAACCGCGCGAAACUGGUAAAAAAACGCAAAAAAACACUGCAUUCAGGUCCUCUUCCCUCUGUAAUAGUGCAGAAUAAGGUAAAAAAUGACAUUAUUUUCACAAUUUAUUGAUUUAUUCUUCCUAAAAGAAACUAAAACCCCUUAAAUGCAUCGUUUUUGUUCACUGCACGCUUUGAAAUCUCUACGCGCCUGUCAUUUUUAGUCUUGAAGAUAGUCAAAAUCAUUUUUUUUUUUUUGUAAUAACACUCCUUCAUUUUUUUUGCUCGGAAAGUAGCAGGAAACUUGAAAAAUUCAAAAAUUAUUUUAAGUGGAUCAAAGUCCCGAAAGUAACUGUUGCAAAAUUGAAUAUUUUUUUCGAUUUGAAGAGUUUAUCGAAAAAUUAGCGGAAAAAUCGCUUAAAAUCUCCUGAAAAGAACUUUAAUACAGGCAAAAACGAGAAACACGCGUCAUUUGGUCCAAAAUGUCCAAUCUUUCAAUCUCCGAUGAACAAUUUAUAGGUCCAAAAAAUACAAAGACAUUUUUGCAGCGUUUUUAAUGCCGUGCAAAAUACCUGCAUUAGUUAAUCUGCGACAGGGACAAAAAUAAUUGUACAAUAUGCGAAUUUUUUAUUAGUUUCCGCCGCUUCCCCAUCAUCUGAAUCGUAAAAAUAUCAAUUUUUCAACUAGAAAAGCAACUAUAGAGCCAAGAACAUCUAAAUAUCUUGUCGCGAUUGCAAUUUUUCUUAUUCCUUUCGCUAAAAAUUAAAAGAGGCCAUGUCAAUUUAUCAAUUUUCAAGCCCGAAUAAUGCAGAAAGAUCGAAAAUAGAAUUUCACAGCCAUUUCGACGCCAUUUCCAGCCAAGUGCGAAUUCCGUCCGUUCGUCUAAUGCGAUCAAGACGCAUUUCUUCAGCAUUUGAGCCUCGGGUCACGCCGUCUGCCGGCGCGAAGACACUUUUGUUGUUGGUUUACUUAAAAAGUGAGUGCUGACUGGGGCUUUUUGGCCCGGACAAUCGAGUCGUGUGAGUCUGAUUACGUUAUAAAUAAGUAUUUUUGUACCGAGUUUAUACACAGCGCUUCUUUUGUGCGUGCCUAAUUUAUUGUGAAAAUAAACCUUUGAAGCAUUUUCGAAAA
Molecule: messenger RNA, 2263 nt
Organism: Cloeon dipterum
Lineage: Eukaryota; Metazoa; Arthropoda; Insecta; Ephemeroptera; Baetidae
Product: transcription factor ATOH1-like
Exons: 2
Coding region: 174-644 (156 amino acids)
Biological process (GO): axon development; sensory organ development; positive regulation of transcription by RNA polymerase II
Cellular component (GO): nucleus
Molecular function (GO): protein dimerization activity; E-box binding; DNA-binding transcription factor activity, RNA polymerase II-specific
Source: RefSeq, a predicted model, not a curated record